Tachyglossus aculeatus (Australian echidna) is the source of this 1335-nucleotide messenger RNA. It is a transcript of the gene STX8, whose product is annotated as syntaxin 8. NCBI's taxonomy places the organism in Eukaryota, Metazoa, Chordata, Mammalia, Monotremata, Tachyglossidae. Gene Ontology annotation, molecular function: SNAP receptor activity; SNARE binding. The coding region runs from base 27 to 737 and encodes 236 amino acids. The transcript has 8 exons. Gene Ontology annotation, biological process: vesicle fusion; intracellular protein transport. The record is from RefSeq and is a predicted model, not a curated record. Gene Ontology annotation, cellular component: SNARE complex; endomembrane system.
GACCGGGAGACCGGGAGACCGGUGCCAUGGCGCCGGACCCCUGGCUGUCCACAUAUGAUUCCACUUGUUACAUCGCCCAAGAGAUUGCCGAGAAAAUCCAGCAACGAAACCAGUGGGAAAGAAGUGGAGAAAGCACAGCCAAGCUCAACGUGGCAAUCAGAGCCUCAUUGCAGAAUCUGAAGGAGAAGAUUGCCCUGCUGAGGGACUCGUUGCUGAGAGCCAGCUCCUCGCACCAGAUCACCCAGCUUGAAGGAGACCGAAGACAGAACUUGCUUGAUGACCUCCUUACGCGGGAGAGGCAGCUGCAGGCAUCCUAUAAGAGAGAGAGUGCAGAACCGGAUAUGAUCAGGUCCAGCCUGAUGCCUGGAGGGCCCAAGCGGGCGGUGACCAGCCCAUGGCUCGUAGAGGAGUCGGAGGAGACACAAGGCCUGGGCUUUGAGGAUAUCCGGCAGCAACAGCAGAAAAUCCUCCAAGAACAAGACGCUGGCCUCGAUGCUCUCUCCUCAAUCAUCAGCCGACAGAAGCAAAUGGGGCAGGAGAUUGGGAACGAGCUGGAUGAACAGAACGAGAUCAUCGAUGACCUCGCCAACCUAGUGGAGAACACAGAUGAGAAACUGCGCAAUCAGGCCAGGCGGGUGAAGAUGGUGGACAAGAAGUCGACCUCGUGUGGGAUGCUGGCGGUGAUCGUGCUACUGCUCAUUGCGAUCGUGGUAGUCGCUGUCUGGCCGAAUAGCUGAUGCGUGGCAAUAGCGGGCCAGUGGUGCCGGCUCCAGUGGGGGAGCAGCUGAGAGAUCCUGGCCUCUUGUGCAUCCAGAAAGCGUCUGGAGCCUGACUCAGCCUGCCCCACGGCCAGCUCCCGGUCCCACAUCCAGCCCUCCAUCCCUCCAUCUCCUGCCCGACCCCGUCAGCCUACCCCAUUCUUUUUGCCGCCCUAAAAGACCGACCCUGCAGCAGAAGCUUAGUUCUUGGUCCCCAUCAGCAGCCAGUAUGAUGCGUUAUCUGGAUGGCCACGGGGUGCAGGCCUCAGAGUGUGGGUGCACCCAGGGCUGGGUUGGGCUCUUGGUGGCUUUGGGCUGGAACCGAUGACAAGGCCCAGUGGAGCAGCAGUGACCUGUGGUUAAGAUUCAGCUGGGCAGCUGCCGUUUGGUUCCUCGAGGGCCUUGGCCAAACUUCCCCACCAGAAAAGGGAGCCCACAGAGGGACACCUGGCAGUGGUGCACUGUUGUUCACCCUGGCAGCUCCCCUGCUCCCAGACCCCACCUUGGUGGGACACUGUUGUUCAACCUAGCAUCCCAGGGCACAGUGUCACCCAAUAAAGAAGCUGUUUCUUUAGGA